GUCAUACCGUGUUUGAGCAAAACAUAAUGAACAGCAGCAGCACCGUCAAUUUUUUUCUCAAUCUGUAGUUUUCUAAUACAGUAUGCUGCAAAAACUUGCAUAAACUUCACUAGCUAUCUCUGCCAUCUGUUUGCAUAUUGGCCACAGUAUAAUUGCCUCUAUCUUCAAGCACCUCAGUGCGGUGGAAAGUUCACUGCAAAAAUUCCUGCUCCUGUGUUGUCUUCAAAGGCUUCAGUAACUUCAGUGAUCAAUGCAGAUAGUUUCGAUUUUGUCUUGGUUUUUUUAAGAGGAAGUGUUUAAAUGAUUUUGCCAAAUCUGAAUUGCCCCUUGUUCUUGAAAGCAACCAGUAGUUGCUAAUUAUUCUGAAUUGCCUUGCAGAUUUACCAAGUGAACCAGUAUUUACCUUCGGUUUGUUUUCUGCACCACGGUGGAAGUUGAAGGACAUCUUUAAACUUGGCGCUCUCCCUCCCCCACCGAUCAGGCGACCACAAUGCGCAGAGCCCUCCGCCCCCGCCCCAUCCAGCGCCGGCCGCCGGCCGCUGAACCCCCGCCGCCCGUUUCUCCCCCAUGGUACGCCGCGCCGCGGUCGACGCUCCCGCCCCCGGGCGAGGCCGAUCCCCUCCUCGUCGCCGCGUCCGAGGUCGCGUUCGCCCUCCCCGUCCACCCCGCGCCGCUCCCGGCCGCCGCGCCCGCGCCCCUCCUCCGGCUCCUCCCGGCCUUCACCUCCGCGCACUUCCUCUCGCUCCUCCGUUGCAACCCGCUCUCCGUCCCGCCGCUCCCGCUCCUCUCCCUCUUCCGCAUCCUCCUCGCCUCCCCUCCGGGCCUCUUCCGCCACACCCCGGCCUCCUUCCUCUCCGUGUCCCACCACCUCCACGGCCACCGUCUCCCCCAUCUCGCGCUCCCCCUCCUCCGUCUGCUCGUAUCCCGCCUGGGCCGCGACUCCCCGCAGCGGCUCCUCACGCAGCUCCUCUCCACGGUCUCCCCCGAUGACCCGGCCCCUCUCGUGUGGGAGCUCGCCAAUGCGUAUGCUGACGAGGGCCUCCUGCCUGACGCCUGCUCCCUCGUCCUCCUCGCGCUCCGCAGCGGCGUCCGUGUCCCAGUCACCGCCUGGUCUGGCAUCAUGAGCCGGCUUCCCACUGCUCCCGAAGCCUACGCCUUCUACCUGCAGCUGCUCGACGCGGGCGUGCCCCCAGAGGCCAAGCUCUUCAACGUGCUAAUGCGCGACAUGAUUAGAUCGGGCGAGCUUGCCAGCGCGCGGGACGUGUUCGAUGAAAUGCUGAGGAGGGGUGUGCGGCCGACGGUUGUGAGCUUCAACACCUUGAUAUCAGGACUAUGCAAGGCGGCCAAUCUGGACAGCGCAAACGCUCUGCGAGGGCUAAUGGCGAAGGUAGGUGUCGCGCCAGAUGUGUACACCUACGGUGCUUUGAUGCAGGGGUUGUGCAUGGCAGGGAGGAUACAAGAUGCAUUGGAGAUGUUUGAGGAAAUGUGUGAGAGGGGCGUGAACCCCAACACUGUAGUGUUCACGACAUUGAUAGACGCAAAUUGCAAGGAGGGAAAUGUGGCAGCUGGGUUGGAGCUGUACCGGGAGAUGGCAGCAAGGGGUGUCCAAACGGAUUUGGUGGCAUACAAUGCAUUGGUGAAUGGCCUUUGUCGAGCGCGGGAUUUGAAGGCUGCCAAUGACAUUGUGGAGGAGAUGAGGAAUACGGGUCUCAAGCCGGAUAAGGUGACUUACACCACUCUCAUUGAUGGAUGCUGCAAGGAGGGGGAGUUGGACAUGGCAAUGGAGAUGAAACGGGAGAUGUCGGAUGAAGGGGUUGCAUUGGACGAGGUCACUUACACGGCGCUCAUCUCGGGACUGAGCAAGGCAGGGCGUGCUGUUGAAGCAGAAAGGGUUCUAUGCGAGAUGAUGGAGGUUGGUUUGGAACCUGACAACACGACUUACACAAUGGUGAUUGAUGCUUUCUGUAAGAAUAGUGAUGUGAAGACAGGCUUUAAGCUACUGAAAGAGAUGCAGAAUAAGGGUCGAAAACUGGGAGUUGUGACAUAUAAUGUGGUUAUGAAUGGGCUCUGUAGGUUGGGCCAGAUGAAGAAUGCGGACAUGCUUCUGAAUGCGAUGCUUAAUAUUGGGGUGGCCCCAGAUGAUAUAACAUACAACAUUCUUUUGGAUGGACAUUGCAAGUAUGGAAAAGUUAGAGAUGCUGAAGAACUGAAGAAUGCGAAAGGAAUGGUUUCAGAUUUUGGGGCUUAUACUUCACUAAUCAAUGAAGUUGUCAAGAAGAAGCCAACUAAGAGUUACCAUGAUAAUAGAUAGUUUUGCUGGGUAGAUACAGUUAUUUUGUACCUCCCUACCUGUAACAACCUCAGAUAUUGAAGAUUGAAAAUGCAGGAUGAAUAUACUUUGCAUCGUUUGGUACAGAUACCCCAAGCCUUGAAGGUUGCUGUCAGGGAUGAGCAAACAGGUUCUGGCAAGUGGCAAAUCAAGGACUAAAUACGUUCAUGAUUCUCUGUUCAGUCAAUGUAUCUUGAUGGCACUUUGCCAAGAUCUGAGAUGUCUAAGCAACUGGUCUACCUGGUGCAUGGAUGUGCUUGUUCCUGUUGGGUUCAAACUACUUUGCAGUCAUGCUAACAUGACAAGUAGCAGAUUUGCGUCUGUUUAAAAUGUAGAAAUCACAAUUCACAGCCAAUUUUCACAACGUGGGCAGAUAUGAGAUUAUUGCAAGUAAGGAGCUAAACGUGUGAUAUCAUCAUCCAUCUUGGUUUCAUGGCUCACGUAGGCGUCUGUGGUAAUUUAAGUUUGCUUGUCAUCACGAUUGAAUAUGUAGUGAGGUGUCAUGUUCAAUCUUUACUUGACCGAAGUGCCACGCAGAGUUAUUUUGUUUACUGUUAUCUUCCCCAAUAUUUAUUCAUAAUUAAAUAAAAUGUAGAGUAGACUAUCAUCAGCUUCAUCUGCAACUAGACAAUGUAAAGAGAUGUUCCAAAAGAGAAAUAUUACAACUUUGCUUAAUUUAUUGCAUCCUA
Molecule: messenger RNA, 3018 nt
Organism: Setaria italica (foxtail millet)
Lineage: Eukaryota; Viridiplantae; Streptophyta; Magnoliopsida; Poales; Poaceae
Product: putative pentatricopeptide repeat-containing protein At1g09680
Exons: 2
Coding region: 491-2311 (606 amino acids)
Molecular function (GO): protein binding
Source: RefSeq, a predicted model, not a curated record